Quercus lobata is the source of this 1417-nucleotide messenger RNA. RefSeq lists its product as uncharacterized. The transcript is spliced from 7 exons. The record is from RefSeq and is a predicted model, not a curated record. The coding region runs from base 348 to 1037 and encodes 229 amino acids. Lineage: Eukaryota; Viridiplantae; Streptophyta; Magnoliopsida; Fagales; Fagaceae.
ACCUAGUUUCCCCGACAACACACAGCCUCUCUUUUUCCUUGAUUUGGUUUUGGUAGCUCAGUGGUUCAUGUUCAUUACUGGGGUUCAGUGAGAGGUCAAAUUGCUGACUGCUGAGUUCGAAAUUUAUUCACACGAGUGAGUGAGUGGUGCAAAUUGUUGGGGGUUCAUUACAGGAGUGAGUGAGUGAGUGAGUGCUGGGCUGACGAGGUUCGGGUUCAGUUGUGUGGUGGUAUGGUGUUGGUUUCACACGAGAUUGCAAAUCCCAUCAUUUUAAUAAUUUCAAUACAUUUACCAAUUCCUUCACUCGGAGACUAUAUAUUGUCUAUUUCUCUAAUCUCUCAACAAUAAUGUUUGGUAUUUCCUACGGAGAGCUCUUCCUUUUGGUCGGUGCCACUGCUGCUCUCGUCGGCACAAAGGAUCUCCCUGUUAUUGCAAGAACUGCAGGGAGGUUAGCGGGUCGAGCAAUCGGCUAUGUUCAACUAGCUCGUGGCCAAUUCGAUAAUGUUAUGCACAAGUCUCAAGCUAGCCAGGUUCACAAAGAACUUCAAGAAACAAUGGCACAACUAGAGGCUAUUCGUUAUGAAAUUCGAAGUGUCUCUCUCAUUAAUCCUAGCCCUUUGACACGAAGAAUGAUGGACAAUCCUGAGGGUCCUGCUCCUGAAAGAAAUUCUGCAGACAAUUGUUCGUCUGAGAAGUUUGAAAAAGAGCAGAAGCCAACAAAUAAUGUGAUGAAGGAUUAUAGUUUUAAAACUUCAGGUUCGGUUAAUUUGCAAAGCCAAGCAACUGCUUAUGCUAGAUUGGCUGAAUCUGAAGCCAUAAGGACUGGUUCUUUGAAGAGUAAUGCAGAGAUAGAAAACCUUAAUGAUGAAGCUGGUCUCUUCACUAUCCUCCCAGUUUCAGCUGAAAGCACUGGGAUGCUACCAAAUCGCAAGGAAAGUGUGAAAGGAUCAGACAUUGUGUUGGAAGCAAUAGUUGAAGCAGAAGUAGCACAUAAUGCCAAAGAUUUCUUUUCACAGCCCCAGAAUCAAAUACAAUGAGUAGACAGUUUUGCUAGCUGCCGCUUGCUGUAAUGGUAAAGUUGCUCUUACAUUAUAUGAAACCGGUAUACCACACCUUAUGCAAGUCAGUUCCUUUGAAUUCUUAAUCUAAAACAUGCUUGCCAGUUUUUUUUGGUACAAUCUUUUGGUGGUAAUGCAGCAAAGUUGCUUGGGGGCUUGACUAUCAAGCUUUAUUAAUUGGAAAUUUUAUUCAAAUGCUUAGAUCUAAUGAGAGCUCGGGCUCAAAUGGCACUUCUCUCAUAAGAAUGACAGGGUGAGGUUAUGGACUCAAGCCCGUUGUGUAACUAACCAAUAAAAAAAAUGCUUAGAUUCAAGAAUUGAAAAUGUCAGAAUGGACUAGUCUUAAAAUUAUUGUUCAA